CGGAGGAUUUUACCAACUCUAUUCCAAUAAUGAAAGUGAUUACUCAUGAAAGUUAUGACCGGGAAAAUUAUGAUAGGAAUGACAUUGCUCUUCUUAAAUUAAAAUUUGAGAUACCUUUAAGUGAAUCGGUUCAACCCAUAAAACUUCCAACUGAAGAACAAACUUUCGAAGCAUGGUCGAUUGGUACAUUAACUGGUUGGGGAGCAUCAUACACUGGAGGAAACCCUUUAGAAAAUCUUCAUAAAGUAAAUCUUUUUAUCUAUCCUCAAACAGAGUGUACAAAAAUAUUCAAUAACGACAGAUUUAAUGUCAUUGCAGAGUUAUGUGCAGGUGUUCUUCCAGGUGGAAAAGGGCAGUGUCAUGGUGAUUCUGGUGGACCGCUAACGUUACAUGGGACUCAAGUUGGAAUUGUUUCUUGGUCUUACAAACCUUGUACAAUUGGCGGUUAUCCUGGUGUUUAUACUAGAGUUUCUCACUACAUAACAUGGAUCAAAGAGAAUAUUAACUUGAUAUCGAAAAUGGCUCUAGACAAACUGAAGGCUCAAAUCGGCUACUUAACGAUCGACACUAUUGCUAGCCAUAUGAUAGCGAGCGAAACAGCAUGGCUAAAAAUAAUUACUUUUAUGACAAGUACAUACUACGAUAGAAGAAAAGGGCACCAUCCCCCCAACACCGCCUGGAAAGGAAGAACUGUUGAACUAACUCGUGUUGAAACACGGCAAAGAAAGAGGUUAUUCCGAAGAAAUGCCUUGAAGGGCGGUCCCAAAGUAUCAGAUCAAUUUCAAGUCAGCAUUAAGUUAGAAAGCGUUGCUACAAUAAAAAUGAUUGCUUUAAUCGUUGGAUUUCUUUUCAUUGGGUUAACAUCUGCUACCCCAAUUUCACGAAUUGUUAAUGGAACAGAUGCCGAUGUUGGCGAAUUUCCCUACAUAGUAUCUUUAAGAAGUCGCUCAAAUAAUCAUAAUUGCGGAGCUAGCAUAUUAUCCAAAAAUUUUGUUUUAACAGCAGCUCAUUGUGUUCAAGGACACACACCAUCUACUUUGAGUAUUCAAUAUGGUGUGGUUGAAAUUUCCGCCGAUACAACCAACUCUAUCCAAGUAGAAUCUUUAGUUUAUCACGACGAUUACGCCCCAGCAGAUGGUUACAGAAAUGAUAUCGCCGUAUUAAAACUUUCAUCCGAUUUACCACUUAGUGAUACAGUAAAACAAAUCACUUUGCCAAAAUUAGAACAAAAUUUUGAAGGUUGGUCUUCAGCUAUUUUGGUAGGAUGGGGAUUACCACAAACUGGAGGAAGUGUGAUGACUCAUCUUCAAAAAGUUGAAAUUCUCCUUUUCCCUCAAGAACAAUGUAAAGCUGCCCAUGGAACUAAAGUCGAUGACAUUAAUCAUGUUUGUGCUGGAGUUCCUGAAGGAGGAAAAGGGCAAUGCAAUGGUGAUUCAGGUGGACCAUUAACUGUUGAUGGUGUUCAAGUUGGAAUAGUUUCAUGGUCAGUGAAACCUUGUACCAUUGCUGGAUAUCCGGGAGUUUUUACUAGAGUUGCUCAUCAUAUUGAUUGGAUCAAAGAUAAUAUGUUCAAUCAGUUUGAGGUAACGAUGCAUUACAAAAUGUUCCCUCUAUUUGUUAUUUUAACAAUCCUGGAAAUUUCCAAAGCAUCGACUAUAAGGGUCGUAAAUGGAACUGAUGCGGAAGAAGGAGAAUUUCCGUACAUUAUUUCAUUUCGUUAUAAUAACAAACACAGUUGCGGUGGAUCGAUUUUAAAUGAAAAUUUUAUUUUAACAGCAGCACAUUGUGUUCAUGGACGAAUUGUUGAAAAUAUGUCGAUUCAAUAUGGUAUUUUAGAGAUUUCUAACGAUGAUUUUAACGCUAUCGAUGUAGAUUAUGUUAUAAUCCAUGAAGCUUAUAAUGGUAAAGUUGAUAUGAAUAAUGACAUCGCUAUUCUUAAGUUAAAAUCACCAAUUCCUUUGGAUGAAAAUGUGUAUCCAAUCACUUUACCACCUCCUGGAAUUGAAUUUGAACACGGUACAGUUGCAGUUCUUGCUGGAUGGGGAUAUUCUUAUACUAAUGGAAGUGUGAUGCAACAUCUUCAAAGAGUAGAUCUUAUAAUAUACUCGUUUGAAAAUUGUCAAAGUGCUCACGGUGAUGAAGUUAAUGAAGUAUCUAAUCUUUGUGGAGGUGUUGAAGAAGGUUGGAAAGGACAAUGCAGUGGUGAUUCAGGUGGACCUUUAGCUGUUGAUAAUGUUCUGGUUGGUAUUGUAUCUUGGUCAGUUAAACCAUGUACGUUAGUAGGAUAUCCUGGGGUUUAUACCAGAGUAGCUUCUUUUAUCGAUUGGAUUAAUAAUAACGCAUUUUAAUAAUUAUAAAAUUUAUUCCAAAUUUAUAUCAUCUAUGAUUAAAUCUGAAAUAAAUCUAAACUGGCGUGAAUGGACCCAAAAGAUACCUUAAGUUAACCAAACUUUUUUAAUAAUUUAUGAAGGUAACUAAUGGUCUAUCAAAACCAAGAUUUUUGAUUCCUCUAGAUGAGUUUUUUACCUUAAAUGUUAAUACAAAACUACUUGCUAAAAAUAGCUUCAAAAGUGAUUAUAUUAAAGCUAUAAAUAUAAAUCAUUUCAAA
Molecule: messenger RNA, 2608 nt
Organism: Onthophagus taurus
Lineage: Eukaryota; Metazoa; Arthropoda; Insecta; Coleoptera; Scarabaeidae
Source: RefSeq, a predicted model, not a curated record